Messenger RNA from Peronospora farinosa, 486 nucleotides. Lineage: Eukaryota; Oomycota; Peronosporomycetes; Peronosporales; Peronosporaceae. The record is from the annotation of a GenBank genome assembly.
AUGGCCACCAUAUACAGCGGUGUUCCGUCUCAAUCACGCUUUCCAUUCUCGACACAUACGCAUUAUACGUCCAAUGCUAAUGCCGCAGUGCAGAUUCAAAUGCAACAAUAUCGAUACGGUCGUUAUGGAAUGGAAAACCCGAUGGAAGUAUUGUCUCCUUCUUCUUUAGCACCACCGGGUGCUACUUUGGGUCUUUUUACUAAACAUGAGCCACUUUAUGUGACUACGGAAUCCAGCACCACUCGGACUGUGUCGAGGACUUCCAUGUAUAUGCCGUCGAUGAUGAACAAAAUGUAUCCACCACCACAUCCUCCACUAAGGAACAUGCAACAAUCCGAUGUGCUUCUUGUGUCGCCUGGUGUCCCCACUCCUGUAGAGCUUUCUAUAUAUGAGAUCAAGCAACCGACAGGGUUUUUACACGUGACCAUUGGGAAUCAGACUGUUGAAUUUCUCGAUGGGGUUGCCAAUAUGCCACAGAAACGGUAG